Ziziphus jujuba (common jujube) is the source of this 1343-nucleotide messenger RNA. RefSeq lists its product as uncharacterized. The transcript is spliced from 3 exons. Gene Ontology annotation, molecular function: RNA binding. The record is from RefSeq and is a predicted model, not a curated record. Bases 4 to 942 code for a protein of 312 amino acids. Lineage: Eukaryota; Viridiplantae; Streptophyta; Magnoliopsida; Rosales; Rhamnaceae. Gene Ontology annotation, cellular component: chloroplast.
AAAAUGUGGCAGAAGCCAUUUAAGGAGGCUUUGGAAAACGCAAAACAAAGAAAAAUGGCGGCAGCGACGCCCUCAUCGCAUCUGCUGAUCCAACAUCUCCUCCACCGCCCUCCAUCAAAGCCGUCAGCAUCACCUCCUACUCCUUCUUCAUUCUUUUCGUAUUUUCUGAAACCCCAACUUGUCAUCUCCGACUCUAACUCCAUUAACCCUUCUUGCCAAUCCCCACUCUGCUCUUUCCCUACAACUGGUAGUAAUUCCACUGCUCCUAUUUUUUCUUCUCUCCCUCGUUUCCCUUGUCGCUCUCAUCUCUCCUCUAAUUCUCUCACUCUCCCUCUCUCUCCUUCUCUCAUCAAUGCCUCCCACCAAUCCUACUCUGUAUCCUUAGAAAAAGAAGCCCAAGAACUUGAACUUGAAAAUAAAGAUCACGAGGAAGAUGAAGAAGAAAAAGAAGAAGAAGAGGAUGAGUUGGAAAUUGAGGUUAAGAGCGAAAAUUUGGACUCGGUAGAAGAUUCCCAUAUGAGUUUGGAUUCUUUGCGUCCGAACGGAAAUGGGGUUAAACUUCCGAACCUUACUGUGAAGGAAAAGAAGGAGCUUGCCUCCUACGCUCAUAGCUUGGGGAAGAAGCUCAAAUGUCAGCUGGUUGGUAAAUCUGGUGUCACUGCUAAUGUUGCUACUUCUUUCAUAGAGACCCUCGAAGCCAACGAGCUUCUCAAGAUUAAAAUACACAGGACAUGUCCUGGUGAGCUAGAUGAUGUGGUGAAGCAGUUGGAGGAAUCAACCGGUUCGGUGGUUGUUGGUCAGAUUGGCAGAGUAGUGAUCCUUUAUAGACCAAGCCUUAGUAAGUUGCAGGCCGAGGAGAAAAGAAGACAGGCUCGUAAGAUUUUUGUGAGACGAAAGCUAAACUACAAAUCAUUAAUGCCGAAAAUUCUUGUUGCCUAUUGAUUUGGCUCUCUAAUUGUGUUGGAAAAUUUUCAGACAAAAGAAGCAAGACCGCGAUUGUCUAGCCGUGGAAGAAGGGGAAGCAGCAGGGUUUAAAUGACCCCUUCAUGAGGGUAGCUACUUACUGUUACUACCUUUGCUAAAAAUAUGACCUUUCCUGAAGCUGCCCACGUAUGGAUAUUUUAAUUGGUAAGUUUUUUUCAAAUUCGAAUGGAUGGUAGAGAACUUUAUUUGAUUGAUAGAAGGAUGGAUAUCUAUAUGUUCUAGGCUUCAAGAAAGAGUAUUAAUAGUGAGAAAAAAAAAAAAAAAGGGGGAACUUUUGGCUGGAGGGUAGGGGGUUGAAGGGAAGGGAAUUAGAGGGAAAAAGUUGGCGAGGCUGAAUCCUCCUGCUUAUAUGUUUUCGU